Cryptotermes secundus is the source of this 3259-nucleotide messenger RNA. RefSeq lists its product as uncharacterized. The record is from RefSeq and is a predicted model, not a curated record. NCBI's taxonomy places the organism in Eukaryota, Metazoa, Arthropoda, Insecta, Blattodea, Kalotermitidae. Gene Ontology annotation, biological process: regulation of synaptic transmission, glutamatergic; G protein-coupled glutamate receptor signaling pathway. Gene Ontology annotation, cellular component: membrane. Bases 283 to 2919 code for a protein of 878 amino acids. The transcript has 11 exons. Gene Ontology annotation, molecular function: adenylate cyclase inhibiting G protein-coupled glutamate receptor activity.
AUUGUCGGGCUCGAGCGGCACACAGCCUCACACGGACGUGUUCAAGCAGUCAGCUCAUAUGCAGUCUGCUGUGGACGUCUGCCUGGUCUGGAUUUCAAGAGAGCAGUGAUAUCCGCGUGCCCCGCUCCACGGGCACAGUUUGUUACAGCUCUGUCUCACGGAGCCGUCAGAACACAUUGGCGUCUGGAUGACGUGGACCACGAAAGGGCAGCGUGCUGACUUUCUUCGUGUGGGGGCACAUCCCGUGAAUUGCAGCGUCGGUGAAUCCACAACUAAAGUGGAAUGGACAGAAUGGAAAAACAUCUUGCAUUGACAUUCAUUCUGCUUGUGGCCAAAAUUUCAUCUCCAGUCACCUCAAAAACAUAUGACAAGGCAUCAGUGGGGGUGCUGAUUGACCUACACAUCCCUGGUUCUGGAAGCUUUGGAGACUUGACAUUGCUCCAACCUCACUGUGGUGCUUUAAAUCUGCCGGCUGUGCAGUAUGUUCUGGCUGCCAAAUGGGCUGCAGAGGUGAUCAAUAACCAGUCAGUUUCUCAGGGUAUUAAAUUUGGUAUUGAGGUGUUUGAUACAUGUGGCAGGAAAGAUGUUGCAAUCAGAGAUGUUUUUUUUGCUGUGAAGAAUGCCCUUGAUCCCCGAGGAAAACUGCCUUUAUUAGGCUUAAUUGGAAUGGGAGAUCCAGACAUAGUGGGUGAAACUGUAACAACUCUUCACGCGUUCAACAUUCCAUUAAUAUUAGCAUCACCAAGACUAGCAGAUUCAGUAAUUCAGGAGGGAAAUAUACUAACAACAGCUCCAGAUAUGAGUGGUGUGGUCAAGCCUGUAUUGGCCGUGGGCAAGAAGUUGGGAAUUGAGUCAGUCAGCCUCAUUUCAUCAUGUUCACACAGUAUUAAGAAGUUCAGACAGACUGCUAUGGAGAUGGGAAUUCUAGUUGGCCGUAUACUGCAGAUUACUGAACAUUCCAAAGUCAUUGGAGAUGUUGUGAAAAAGUUUCUUGAGGAAUCAGAAUCAAAUGAAACAGUAGCUUUGAUUCUUGAACCAGAAGAAAUAUAUGCACUAGCACAACACUUGAGAAGCUAUACAUUUCACAAUAAUGUGUUAUUAACUGGAACAAUUGGUCUUGAUAAGAACUUACUGAAGUUAUGGAAGAAUAUUUUUACUGGAGGUUACCUCAUAGAGCCUCACAUGCCUGAAUUACCAGACUUCAGAAAUUAUUUUCUCAAUAAAUUGAAGACUGCCUCAUCCAACAAUGACACGCUGAUGCAGGAGUAUAUUGAAUUGGCGUAUGGCUGCAAAUGGAAGUGGAACAAUGACCUUCUGAAUUCAGCCAGAGACUGUGAAGCAGUACAAAUGUCAGAGCUGUCUGGAAAGCUGCAAGUUGCUCCAGAGGUGACAUUUGUUGCGAAAGCUGUCUCCGCAUUCUCUGCCGCUGUAUUCCUAGUGCAGGUGGAGCAAUGCCAAGGACGCAACUUCUCUGAAUGCUCGCAUCUUUCAAGCAUCAACUUCCAGCAAGAGAUCUUGUCAACGCUCUCACGGUUUAGUUUCACAUCACAACACAAGGCCCCAUUUGAACUUCAGGGAACAAGUAUCCACGUCACACAUGACGGACAGCUCAUUUCAAACAAAUACGUUGUCUUUCAUAUUCGAGAUAAUGGAGAUGUGAGUGGGAUUGGGUGGUACUCAGAUGAUCAAGGUCUUGUUCUGGAUCAUAGUUCAUCACCAAUGAUGCUGCAUUUUCUCGAUGGAUGGAGGAAGGUUUCCAGUAAAGAGAAACAGACCCGAGGUUUUGAAGUGGACUCAUUUCCGAAGACAAGCACGGUAGAAGUCCUUGACAAAAGUGGAAUGCUCGCUGGAUUGAAAGAUAUUUCAGUCAAGGGUAUAAAAGUGCCAGUGGGUGGUACACAUGAUAAGUUUGUAGGAGAAGAUGGUUCAGGUGUAAAUGCAAGAAGAGUUACACCAGAGAGUUCCAUCACUCGACCAUGGGCCACAGUAAUGGUGGCUGUAGCAGCUGUUGGGACUUGUAUAACCAUGUUUAUGUUGGUGUAUGUGCUCAUCAAGAUAUGUGAUGGCACUCUGGCAGGCAAUCAGUCUCUUGGUGUCAUCCUCCUCCUCGGUAUUCUGACUCUGUAUGUUAGCGUUGUGCUGUUUGUACUUCCUUCCAGUGAAAUCAGAUGCACUUUACGUGCUUUUCUGUAUCCAGUAGCCAUGAGCCUCUGUUAUGGUAUUCUUAUCAUUAAAGUGAUGCAGUUGCGAUCACUGGUUCUUCUGGGUUUGGGUGGGAGAAUAUCCUAUAUUAACCAGUAUAUCAUCUUAUUCUUCAUUGUCUUGGUUCAGGUUGUGAUCAGUGUUCAGUGGUUUCUAACGAACAGACCCCAAUUCAGAGUAGAUUCUGAAGACUUUCCAUAUUGCUACAUGCCCCGAACAGAUUUCCUGCUACUGCACCUCUAUGUUACAAUUCUUGUAAUAAUUGCUUUCUUAUAUGGAUUGUCUGUCCUCAAGAUCAGGAGAAACUACAAGGAAGGGCACUGGGUGACACUGGCUGCUUUCCUUACAAUGCCUGUGCUCAUAGUUUGGGGUCUUGUCUAUUCAUUUGUUCCAGAGAAGUACAGUGAUCCCACUGUGUGCAUGGCUCUUGUUGUCCUCGCUACAGUGUUGGUGUUAGCGCUCUUCAUUCCUAAGAUGAGUACCAUUUCCAAACAAAGCUCACAUUUCAAACACAAAAAGAUGCACAUGUCUGACUCAGUGACAACAGUCUUCACAACAUUCACAGAUGUGCAUAAUUCAUCCAUAUCUGGAAGUAGGAAGAAGGGCAGCCGAACGCCUCACAGACAACAGCACCUGAGUGCUAGUUUAUUGGAUGCUUAUGCUGACAAUAUAACCAAGAACCCCAUUUAUGAAGUCACUAAUGGAGCAUAUCCUUGAUGAAACUGAUGGCAUCCAAGAAGUUUUGGAUGGUAAGACUCUUGUCCUAUGAUUUAGUUUUGAAAGACACAAGCAGUAAUAUUUAUUUAUCAUCAUGGGAAAAAUUAAAUUUCAUACCAUAAAAUGAAAAGUGUCACAAUAGUGAUUCAGUUGUUAAUGUUUUUUUUUUAUUUAAUAUCAGAAAUUGAAAAGAACUGCAGUUUUCCUCAGUCAGUCUGGUCAGCCAGCAGUGCCAUAACAUACUUGAGUGACUAUAGCACUUGACUAAAGCGGCCUCCAUAGUCUAGGGGUAACGUUCCCACCUCAUGACUCAAGGUACGUGCGUUCAAACCUGGCGGAG